This is a messenger RNA of Nematostella vectensis (starlet sea anemone), 1644 nucleotides long. RefSeq names its product type 2 phosphatidylinositol 4,5-bisphosphate 4-phosphatase. Gene Ontology annotation, cellular component: lysosomal membrane; plasma membrane; late endosome membrane. Lineage: Eukaryota; Metazoa; Cnidaria; Anthozoa; Actiniaria; Edwardsiidae. The transcript is spliced from 7 exons. The coding region runs from base 33 to 854 and encodes 273 amino acids. The record is from RefSeq and is a predicted model, not a curated record. Gene Ontology annotation, biological process: phosphatidylinositol dephosphorylation. Gene Ontology annotation, molecular function: phosphatidylinositol-4,5-bisphosphate 4-phosphatase activity.
ACUUUUUUCAGGGUCUCAUUUCAAAGACAAACAUGGCGGACAAUAUUGGUGGAUCAAGUGCUUUACCGUCCACCAACGAGCUAAACACUAGUGAAACAUCGCCCUUGCUACAGGAGGAACAGGCAGACGAACCUCCACCACCAUUCCAUGAUGGAUUUGGCUCCAACGAUCCCCCACCUCCACCCGGCUCACCACCCCCUGCCUACACAGAAAUGCCUCCUCCUUACUCCCCCUCUACUGGUGCGAUGAAUGCCGAGCCAUCGGUCAUAUGCAGGGUUUGCCAACAGAUUAUCUAUAUUAGGGGAAGGGAACACCAGAGGGUCGUCAAGUGCUCUAACUGCCAGGAAGCGACUCCCAUAAAACCACCACCAUCAGGGAAGAAGUACAUUCGUUGCCCUUGUAAUGCUUUGCUCACAUGCAAGGUGACAUCCACAAGAAUAUCAUGCCCUAGGCCUAACUGCAAGAGAAUAAUAAACCUAGCAACCCAACCUUCAACCCUUCCAACUGUAGAUGCAACCCCAAAUGCCAGAGGAAGAUUCAGAGUUAACUGUGGUCAUUGCAAUGAAGUGUUUGUGUUCCACACUACAAGUCACCUGGCCAGAUGUCCACACUGCCGCCGUGUAUCCUCUGUUGGUCCAAGUUUUGCUAAGACCAGGGCCACUAUAUUUGCUGUUGUGGGCUUUUUGUUUUUGGCUGCGGGUGUUGGUGUCACAGUGGGAACAUUAGAAUAUGCCGAGAAAUCUGGAGGAAUCUAUGUGGUUUGGAUUGGAGCCUUUGUUGCUGGUAUUCUUAACCUUAUCCGCAGCUGCUACUAUUGCACCAUGACCGUCAGUAGCAUUGAGGAGGAGGUGUGAGGCCAUCUACAGAGACACAUCAACCAGUAAACACUAGCGAGUCACUACUAUCACAAAGGCUUAGUUCCCAAUAAUCUUAUAUAGCCUCACUGCGGUCACUAAGGCUUUGUUCCCAUUCACCCAUUGUGCAUAGUUUCUGUUCCAGUGACCAAAGAUUGGUUCUUUACAAAUGAUGCAUGUAUUAUUCUUGGGAACACAGUAAGGAACUCAUAUGAUCAAAGCUAGGGAUUGAAAGGGUAUUGUUUACCAGAUGACCUACAGAAACAAAUAGACAUAAGCAAUUUUAACCUUUAAAAAAAAAUAAGAGUAGGAAACAGUUCUUGUACAUAAUUAUAAAUUGCAACAUAAAAAUUUAGAAUUUACAACACAGAUUCCUCUGUUAGGUACAAAUAGACAGGGAGGGAGACAGUCACGUUUUUUCUCUGAUUUUUACUGUUUUUUAACAAAUUGUAUUUUCUUUUAAAUAGAAAAAGGUUCAACUUUCCCACUUUGAUUGUUUUUUUUAUUCUUAUUAAUGUCAUGAGCUUUCCAUUAUUUUGUUCUCCUAUUUCCUAGCAGAAGGGAAGGGAAAUACUUGCAAUGCGUGCAAAAUAAGUUUCUUAAAAGUCAACAAACGAUUUAAAUUUCAAAUUGUAUUAAUUUGAAACCAUGGAUUUUAUUCUGUAAUUUUUGUAUGUCAUUUUUUCAUCAGAAACUUUUUUUAAAAAUUCAAAAAGCCAAAAUGUAGAUAGAAAGAGUGCUAUGUACUGACUUGAUUAAAUCACAAAAUAAAUGGUAACUAACACAAAAA